GAGAUCUCAAUAUAUAUAACAGAGCGGUGGCAUCACACUUCACACCCAACUCUCAGUCUCAGUAACCCAAAACCAUCAGCCUCCUGGAAAUGAUGGAGCUCUGUACCACCACGUUUCAACCUCUCCCCAAUCUCCUCAUCCCAAACCCUAAAACCCACCUCCGCUCAAAACCAUCCCUCCUAUUCGCCCACUCUCUCAGGCUUCGCUCUCGAUUGCUUUCGAUUCGAGCUACAUCUUCCGAAGAAAGUGGGGCAAAAGCUUAUUCUGGUGAAGAGCCAGAUGGGGUGGUAUCUACUUAUGAUGUUCCGCAGCCGGAAAAGAAGCCUUACGGUCAAGCUGUGGUAGAGGAAGCACCACCAGAGGACCUGAUUGUGAAUGGCAGUGAAGGUCAGUCACAGAUAUCUGAGUUGUUGGAGAACUUUAACUUAAAGUUGGACAAUGAUGAUUCAUAUGUCUUUCUACUAUACGGUGGUGGUGCCUUGGUUACCCUGUGGUUAGCAUCAGCAAUCAUAGGUGCUAUUGAUUCUAUUCCAUUGUUCCCCAAGUUGCUGGAAGUUGUGGGUCUUGGAUACACAAUAUGGUUUAGCAGUCGGUAUCUGAUAUUCAAGAAAAACAGAGAGGAGUUGGUUGCUAAAGUCCAAGUUCUAAAGCAGCAGGUUCUUGGUUCAAAUGAUGACUGAUAAUUAGGUCCUUUUUGCUGUUGUGCAAAGUGAUCAAUGUAGAGCUUUCGUUUGGUCUCAACUAUAGGUGAUAUAUGUGUUGCUCUUUCGUUAUAGAAAGCUUAGAUAUUGACCUUGAAUAUCCUUGUUUCUUCAGGCCAGAAAAAAGUAAAAUAAAGUAAAUAUUCCUUUGUUGUUCUGCCCUCUGAGACUUCCCUUUUACCAGAAUUUAGCCCUACCCUGUUAACCUAGAUAUGGAUCCAACAGUUGUGUUAGUUUCCAUUUCGGCUACCAGGGAGCAUCAAUUUUGAGACGCAGCAUGCAGUUUGCUUUCCGGAUCCUGAAGUUAUCAAUAAUCUGAGAAACGUGGGCAUCAUUUGGAUAGAGUGAUAUCAUACUAGGAUAUGCAAAAUUUGUUCUCCAGUACGUUAAAGCAUAAGGCUAUGGAUUGGCUACUUGCCUAGUAUAUUAAAAUC
Messenger RNA from Fragaria vesca subsp. vesca, 1135 nucleotides. RefSeq lists its product as uncharacterized. The transcript is spliced from 5 exons. NCBI's taxonomy places the organism in Eukaryota, Viridiplantae, Streptophyta, Magnoliopsida, Rosales, Rosaceae. Bases 90 to 680 code for a protein of 196 amino acids. The record is from RefSeq and is a predicted model, not a curated record. Gene Ontology annotation, cellular component: thylakoid; chloroplast thylakoid membrane.